Fusarium sp. VM40 is the source of this 1227-nucleotide messenger RNA. NCBI's taxonomy places the organism in Eukaryota, Fungi, Ascomycota, Sordariomycetes, Hypocreales, Nectriaceae. The record is from the annotation of a GenBank genome assembly.
AUGCCUUCUCGUCGUCGCCUCUUCAACCCUCGCACCCCUCGCCUUCGUCGUAUCAAUCCUGAUCACCGUAUUAAGCGAGUACCCCUCGGUGAACUUCCCUUUCAGAAGACCACCGGUGCUCUCCUCUGUGAGCGUAUCCGAACCAUCAGACCUCUUCCCGUAUGGGAAGAUGGGGACAAGGAGAACGAGGAGGCUUUUAUGCGGGCUGUUGAUCACAUCGACGCCACCCUUGACCAGCAACUUGCAGAUCUUCAAAAUGAUAUGGAACAGGCUGAAGAAAUCCGACACUCGAUUAACUAUUUCCUAGCUGCACCCCCUGUCGACGGGCCUCGUCUCAGUAUGCCUCCCGUUGAUUCCGACGGCUCCAGCUCUGAGCCUGACGAGAGCAUUCUCCAAAACCGAGGUCGUGUACUAGCUACACCCGCUGGCCCACCUCCCCAGGUUCCCAGCCCCUAUACCGGAGACCGUGCGGUCGAGCAAGAAGUCGGCCAAGAGGCUCUUUCUCCCGAAGAGUAUGAAGAUGAAAACUCCAUUGACGAGGAAGACAUGGACGACGAGGAAGAAGAUAUUGGCGAACAAGACCAGGCCUUGGAUGUUGCUCCCCCCUUCGAUCCGGCCACCGCUGGCCUUAAGGAGAUCUCAAACCUCGCUCGCUUUACAGUCAGCAGCCACAAGCCCGGCAACGGCGUAGAGCAGCUCAAGAGUGAUGAUCUGAAGCAUUUCUGGCAAUCCGAUGGACCCCAGCCCCACAAGCUUACCAUGUACUUUACCAAGCGGGUUGGCAUCCGCGACAUUCGCUUCUACGUCGACUUCAAUGAAGACGAAUCAUACACCCCUACUAAGGUUGUCUUCAAGGCCGGCACAAGCGAGAACAACCUCAUUGAGUUUGCUACCAUGGCUCUCGAAAAUCCCUCUGGCUGGCAGCAGGUUCCCAUUGCCGGCGCCGGUGGCGACCCUGAUGGAAACACCCUCGUCGCCUGGGUUGUGCAGAUGCAGAUUCUUGAGAAUCACCAGAACGGCAAAGACACUCAUCUCCGAGGCAUCAAGAUUCACGCCUUCGACAAUGACUCCGCUCUUGGACCCGGCCGCGAUGGCAAUCCUAUCGACGAUGUCCUUGAACUAAUGGACAGAGUCACGGACAUUGGUGGCAGCGGCGCUACUCACUACGAGCCUGGUGAGGGGGGACUGACGAUUCCCGACUUCAUGCGAGAGCCCGAGAUUCGCUAA